This is a messenger RNA of Micromonas commoda, 1242 nucleotides long. RefSeq lists its product with no specific name. Gene Ontology annotation, biological process: ubiquitin-dependent protein catabolic process. Gene Ontology annotation, molecular function: ubiquitin binding; ubiquitin protein ligase binding. Gene Ontology annotation, cellular component: nucleus. The record is from RefSeq and is a predicted model, not a curated record. The transcript is spliced from 3 exons. Lineage: Eukaryota; Viridiplantae; Chlorophyta; Mamiellophyceae; Mamiellales; Mamiellaceae. The coding region runs from base 1 to 1188 and encodes 395 amino acids.
AUGUUAAUCCGUCUCCGCACGAGGGACGGCACCGAGCGCGUCGAGGUCGACGACAAGUGCACGCUCUCGCAGCUCCGCACCGUCAUCGAGGAGAAGUUUGGGGUGCCAACCUCCGACCAGCGCCUCUCGUUGGACCAAGGGCUGCUCAUGUCCAAGGACCCUCACGCGUACGACGACCUGAAGCCCGGUCGCAAGAACGACGGCAAGCCACUCAAGUCGCUCAAGAUCGAGCACGGCACCAUCGUCUACAUGACCUACUCGGUGGAGCGCAAGGUGACGGUGUGCACCGCGGCGGCGCACAACGAUGCGCGCGGGCUGACGGGCGGGAAGAUGACCGUCGAGGCGAUGAUCGCCGCGCAGACGCGCAUCGAGACGCAGGAGUCCCCAAACGUCGAGUCGCUCUCCCUCGACGGCCACGCCGCCAACGCGUUCCAGGCGUACGUGAACGGCACCCUGGGUUUCAACCAGAUGCGGUUCGGGUGGAUGUACGGGACGUGCUCCGACGACGGUGAGGUCAGGGUGCACGCGAUAUACGAACCCGAGCAGGAGGGCACCGAGGACGCCUUCGUCGUGGUUGAGGACGCCGACGAGGAUGCGCGCGCGGAGGCCAUCGCGGAGUCGCUGGGCAUGACUCGCGUCGGCAUGGUGUUCAACGUGACGACGACGAAGGAGAGGCCGGAUUACACCAUGAGCGCGUUCGAGAUUCGGCAGAUGGCCAAGUACCAGUCCAAGUACGGCGACAAGUUCGUCACCGCGGUGGUGAUGAUGCUGGAGGACGAGGACGAAGGCACUCCGCAGGUGAGCUUCGAACCAUUCCAGGUGUCCAACCAGUGCGUCAGGCUGUACUCUGAGGGGUGGUUCCACGACGAGCCGUGCGAGAAACCGGGCCACACGCGGCUGACGAAGGAUGUCGUGGUGGUGGACAAGGUGAGCAAGGACGUGACCGAGGUUGACAACGACAGGUGGCUGGUCCCGGUCAAGAUCCUCGACCACGAGGGGCCGUGGCGCACGAGCUUCCCGAUUGAGAACAGGCUGCACCCGGUGCAGACGGUGGAGGACCUCAAGGACGCGGUGAGCAAGGGCGGGCAGUACUGCGUCAAGCUGGCGGACUUUCACCUCCUCCUGUUCCUGUCCAAGCACCUGGACGCGAACGACAUGGCAAGAUCCCGGAGGGAUACCAGCUCAUAAUCAACAGCCUGGCGGGCGUCGGCUUUUGAAAUCUAAUUCUCUACGUUUACCCCA